Molecule: messenger RNA, 815 nt
Organism: Rhinopithecus roxellana (golden snub-nosed monkey)
Lineage: Eukaryota; Metazoa; Chordata; Mammalia; Primates; Cercopithecidae
Gene: CTXND1
Product: cortexin domain containing 1
Exons: 1
Coding region: 1-180 (59 amino acids)
Source: RefSeq, a predicted model, not a curated record
AUGGAGGAGCCCACGCCCGAGCCCGUCUAUGUCGAUGUGGACAAAGGGCUGACCUUGGCCUGCUUCGUCUUCCUCUGCCUCUUCCUUGUUGUGAUGAUCAUCCGCUGUGCCAAGGUCAUCAUGGACCCUUACAGCGCCAUCCCCACAUCCACCUGGGAGGAGCAGCACCUGGACGACUGAGGCACAGCGGCGGUGGAGACUGGACCUGGCAAUCUGCGGGUGGCUGUGCCCCAGGAUGCACCCAUGUGUCCCCUGUCAGCCUGCCAUCCCACAGAGGCAAGGAAUGAAUCUGGUCACCCAGGGAAGGAGAAAGUGCAACUUAGCCCUGUCAGCCCUCCCUCGAGCGCCAGCGUGGAAUGCCCGGGUGCCAUGGGUGUCACAACCCUGGAGCAGCCAGGGGAAAAGAGCCCUGGACCAGGACCCAGGAGGCAGGGGUUCCAGUGUGGGGAGUCACUGUGAGAUGAUGGGGUAGUCACCUUCCCAGGCUCCUGGGCACCUUUUGGAAUUGGAUCCAGCAACAGACACCCCCCAGCCAUCACACAACAGUGGUCUUGUCUUGAGGAGACUCUCUAUCCUUAAAAUACAAAGUAGCACAUGGAGGCUUCCAACCAAGAGGUCCCACCUGAACCCCAGCCCCCUCCCCAUGGACCAGCAAUGGUGUGGCAGUGAGAGGGGAAAGCAGGUUGAGGGAGUCUCACCUGAAAAUUCACGAAAGGCACAGGAUAUGGGCUGCUUCCAAGCAGUAUUUUUUUAAACUAAAUAUAGAGGGAUAUAUUUUUCCUGUUAUAAAUAAAAUGUACAUUUUAGAAACUUGG